AUGCUUUCGUGUGGACAGGUUCUGUUUGAGAUUUCAAGAAUAUUAAACACUGGCUUGGAUAUGGAGACGUUGUCUAUUUGUGUGCGGCUCUGUGAACAGGGGAUAAAUCCAGAAGCAUUAUCAUCUGUUAUUAAAGAACUGCGCAAGGCUACAGAAGCUCUAAAGGCAGCUGAAAAUAUGACAGGCUGACACAGGAGAAGAUCUCUGCGUGAGAAGAAUGCCAAGUUAAAAGUUAACAGAGACUUUGAAGAUUGCCACUAUUCAGAAGAAAAAGUGAAAUAAGUGUGUGCACAAAGGUUUCAGAAUAUUUCUAUAAUCGUCUUGAAAAGAAUUAUGUAUAGAAUAGCUUUGAAAAUUUUUUAAUAAGAGAAGUUCAUCAGUAAUCUCAUUACUUGGUAUUUUUGUGAACUAUUUGUGAAUAUAGUGCAAUUGCUGCUCUUUGGCAUCCAGUAUUUUUUAAACCAUGUCAGAUGCUGCACACUUGCUGAACUUACUAGUGUGUAGCAACGAAUAUUGUUAUAAGGAGUAUAGACUGUUACUGCAUCCUGUAGAAGUGCUAAUAUAUCCUGGGUUUUAUCUCUUGCUUUGAAAAACUACAAGUACAAUUUUAGCUUUGCUUUAUGGACCAGAUAGGAAUGAAGCCCAUCCUGACUUUAUUUUAAUUAGAGUGGUAGUGACUUAAGUCUCAAUCUGAAAGUAAGAAAUAAAGCACUUCUGAUAAUGUAGGUAAUGAAUUGUCCUUUUGAUCCAAAUUGCUGGAAGAAGUGUUUUUAACUUGGAUAACAAGGGAACUUCAGUUAUCCAUGCAGAAAUGUAUGUAAAUUUAAAUUCUAGAUUACAUAGAAUAUUUCAUGGAGUUCAGAUGCUGCAUUAGUUAAAUUUGUUCUGACUACUAGACCUAAUAUUAAGGCUGUAUUGUUAUUUCCUAGUCAUAGCAUAUGAGAGAAACAUUGGAUUUGGUUGAUGGGAAUCAAUAAGUCUUAAAAAGUCAUUUGGUAUAGCAAUGUCUUCUAAUUCAACACUAGGAAUCUUUACUGAUGCCAAAACAAGUGUUUAUAGUAUGUACAAUAAACUGUUUAUCAUGUUAUUUUCCAGUAAAUAUCCUUGCAUCCAGGAAUUCUACUUCAUAGGAAAACAGUUUGUUGCGUAUCCUUCAUUUGCUGCUGGUUAAGCUUUUUCAAUUUUUUGCUAGCCUGGUUUCAAGUUGUAGUGUUAAUGGGACCUAAAGUAACCUCCCAAGGUUAAUAGGGUGGAGCACAUUUGGAAAUAAACCUAGAAUCUUAGUUAAGCCAAACUUUAUAUUUUUUAAGACAAAAAGGUUCUUUCUACUUUGAGUUUACAUCAUAUGCGCUCUAGAUUAUAGUUCUACAAAAACUGAUCAAGGAGGCUAAAUACUUCAUAUGGCUGGCAGAGAGAAUAGAAAAAUAUUUAUGUUAUACUGAAUCACUCACCAUUAUUUCCAGUUAGCCUGGCCAAAAAAUCGUUUCAGGAGGAUGCUCUGAAAUUCUGGAUAACCAAGGUGGGGGACUUUUAAGUAUUAUCAGUUUUCUCACUUGUAUGAACGCUUACAACACCAAUUUACAAAGGAUUUUAACUUCAGAUUUACAACUUCUGAAUACUGGGUGUAAUGGUUUUUUUGAAAACAUUUAAAAACAUUUUGAAAACAUUAAGGUAUCCGUAGUAUGAAAAGAUACCAACAAUUAAAUUUAUCCUAGGAAAUCUGAAAAGUCAGUAAAAUGUCAUGAAAGCACCAGGUCAGAUCAACACAAAUUAGCAAUUAGCUCUUCUACUUAUCUUUAUCUAGACUCAGUGCUGCAUCUCAAAAAUGAAAGGACUGGGGAGCAUGCUUGCUGUUUUCAGGAGCCACAUCCAAGUCUCUGAGUUGCCACUUGCAAAAUUUAGACUCUGAAAAUUUUGGCUACAGCAACUGUGCCCAAAAUAAUUAUGAAAUGCUAUUAAAGUCGAUGUUUCUGCUGAUGCUUUUUAUUUUCCUCUGUUGCCGCAUCUUUGGACGAUGCAGGAAUUCUGAUGACUUCCCUCAGAUGUCACUCUCUUGAUUACUUUGCAUUUAUGUAUUUCCAGGUGUUUUUCUAACUUACUAGCUUAAUUUCAGUUUUAGUUCUAUAUCCUCGAAAUGCUUAAAACCAGCUUGGA
Messenger RNA from Egretta garzetta (little egret), 2154 nucleotides. It is a transcript of the gene MZT1, whose product is annotated as mitotic spindle organizing protein 1. Gene Ontology annotation, biological process: microtubule nucleation by interphase microtubule organizing center; gamma-tubulin complex localization; mitotic spindle assembly. Bases 1 to 189 code for a protein of 62 amino acids. Gene Ontology annotation, cellular component: centrosome; gamma-tubulin ring complex; spindle. The record is from RefSeq and is a predicted model, not a curated record. NCBI's taxonomy places the organism in Eukaryota, Metazoa, Chordata, Aves, Pelecaniformes, Ardeidae. The transcript has 3 exons.